Molecule: messenger RNA, 937 nt
Organism: Bactrocera latifrons
Lineage: Eukaryota; Metazoa; Arthropoda; Insecta; Diptera; Tephritidae
Exons: 3
Coding region: 1-915 (304 amino acids)
Source: RefSeq, a predicted model, not a curated record
AUGGCCGAGCUUGUCGGCAUAAGUGAGACACAUGAGCGUUUACGUGCAGGAAAGUCUUCUAUCGGAUUGCAAACAUAUCUGGAACCAACAAAGCUAUUGAAGGAUGUUAAUUUAGGCAUACAGAAAGAUUUACUGCUUUUUAAGGAUAUUCAAAUUCAAACAGAUGGUUUCUAUACAAAGAAGACAAACAACGGAGAAACGUUUAUUUUAACAUAUUCCGUUGCGCAAAUGACUGACUAUGUAAAAGCUUCCAAUGAAGCUACUCAAACUCUACUUCCAAGGAUUCCUGGAGAUAUCUUUUUGAAUACAUAUUUGGCUAAUUAUGGAAAAGUAAAUGAAUUAAAGAACGGAGAUGUUAUAGAAAAAWAUGUAGUUAGUGCAGAUUACCCGAAAGUAAAUAAAAAGUUGCAUUAUAAAUCUGAUGACUCGAUGGGUCCUGGACUGGAGAAAAGCGUUUCUAAUAAUGAAAUAGAUACUAAGGAAUUGCGGAAAAGUAGAUUUAGGCCAAAUCUUCAACAACCCACUCUUUUAUCAUGGAAUUUUGAAUAUGGGGACUUGGCUGCUGAUAAUAACUCGCAAAAAUUUGUGCCGUAUGCUAUUCAAGCAAAUCAUUCACAGCGGAGUUUUAUUUCCCCGCAACAAGAAAGUAGCAUUUAUCACGGUGAUAGCCGUUAUUAUAUUGGAAAAGAUUGCGAAUUGUUUUUGCUUUCCAUUGACGAACUUUUACAAGAAAUUAAUAGAUUGGUGGACAUAAUUGAUGAUAAUACAUCUGCAAAUAAAUACUACAAUAAAGGCACAACAGAAUCGGUCCACUUUAAACAUAAACCGUUAUUUAUACCGUCCGAAAAAUGGUUACCAAUCAUUAUCAAGGAACAAAAGCAGUUGGAAGAUAUGACGAAAGAAAUUAAUAUAUGAAAGCUGCAUAUCCAAAAGCUUA